Molecule: messenger RNA, 1764 nt
Organism: Lactuca saligna
Lineage: Eukaryota; Viridiplantae; Streptophyta; Magnoliopsida; Asterales; Asteraceae
Source: the annotation of a GenBank genome assembly
GGGUAAUACUAAAUCGUAAUUAGAGUUUAAGAACAAUUCAUAUUAGUUUGAUGACGUGGACGGAUCUCGCCUCCCAAAAUCUUCUGUUCCCUUAAACCCUAGCAAUCAAAUUAAUACUUCACUUAACCACAACAAAAACCCACAAAUGAUCUGCCCAAAAACCCUCCGUUUGCAUCAAAUUCGCACACUCUUAAACCCUAAUUUACACACUGAAACCCACUUGAUUCCUUUCGUCAAUACCAAAUCAUCGUCACCCAGUUCUAUUUUUAGCCGGAGCGUAUCGCUUUCUUCUCAAUUCCAACACAAAUUCGCUACGCAAGAACCAAAUGGGAAGUCAAAGAAACCUUUGGAAAUCCUUUUCGCAGAAGAAGUUGGGUUAUCUAAAGCAGACACUGAAAACGGUGAAGAUGAAAAGGGAAAGCUCAAGAAAAAUUUGAGAAAAUUGGAGGUGGAAUUGGGAAGAUAUAAAAAAGAUUCAACGAAAGAAACAAAGUCUUUAUCAAGUAUAUUUUCGAAGCCACUAGACACUCUUUUCACAGAAGCAGUCGGAUUAUCAAAAACGGGUGAAGAAGGCCACAUUGAUGAUCAAGAAUCAAAAAAGGGUGUGAGGAUAUUGUCGAGUUUGUUUAUGAGUACUGAUCAAAGAGGGAAAUCAAAAACAGAGACAAAGAAAGUAGAGAAAUCAAUGGAAUUUAAGAAGCUAUCACCAGAUAUGGCGAUGUUCGCUGAUUUUUUGCAUUCAAAAGGGUACUUAUCGAACGCAAAUUUCCUCCUAAACAACAAAUUCGAUGUUUCUUGUUUUGAGAACAACUAUGGCCGAGAUUUCUUGAAGUUUGCAGCUGAAAAGUUUGCCAAAGAUCAUCGAGACAUCUACAGGUGGUUGUCAAAUGGUGAUUUGAAAAAGGUUGCUCAAUUCGGAUGCCCUUCCCUUGGUAGAAAGAUUGUUUUUUCCUCCAAAGCCAUGCGCUAUUCUUUUGGGAUUCAAGAAGAACCCGUAUGUAGCAAAUGCGCGCUAAAAGAUUCGUGCAAAUUUGUUAACCAAAGCGUAUGGAAAAAGGGGGCGAAAAAUGUUGACUUGACUGUGGUGAUGAGGGUUAUAACUUUGUAUGCCCUUGAAGCCGUACCUAAUGAAUUAGAAGUGCCUGAUGAUAUAAAGAAUACAGUUAAUCGGUUGUUGAAAGAAGUCGUUCGUUUAAGUGAAAUAGAAUCUUGAAUUUAUUUUGUAAUAGGUAUUGAUCUAUAAGAGCAUCAAAAUGUUUUGUGUGCUACUUUGAUAGUGAAAUUUUGAUGGGAAAUUUUUGUUUUAGAGAAUGUAGGUUAAAAAUGACUUAGUAAGAAAUAACCAUAUAAAUAUAUAUUUGGAAAACUUAAGUGUCGUUUGAUAAUUGUCAACUACGUCAGAUAGAGAAUCAAAAUCAGAAAAAUGAACCAUGGUUUUUUUAUCCUCAAAUUUCGCAUAUCUAGGAACCAAAAUCAGUUACAAGUCACAUAUUUCAUAUAGAGAAGAACAGCCAAUCAAUCAAGUUGAAAAAAAAAAGACGAAACAUACCUAUUGACGCAGCUCUGGCAGGAGAAGUUUGUUCUCUAUCUGAAAAGGGAAUCUGGAGUGAGAAUCGUGUUUUGUUGCUGCGUAUUUUUCUUUUAGGUCAUGAGGGCAGAUAAGGGAAGAAGAGAGCACGAGUUGUUUUUCCAGUUAUUUGGAACGAACCGAGUAAGAUCUUUGGGUCAGUCAUGAGCCAGUAAAAUUUUGUAUUUACAGGACAG